UUAAAGGUUAACGGGAAACCGCUGGCUCUUUGUGCCUAUAGCGAUCAUGUAUUAUUGAUAAAGUGACUGUUUCUGUAGAGUUUUGCGUCAGUGCGGAAAAGCGCAAAUGAUUUGAAGCCGCGUCCGUGGGUAUGUGAUCUUCAGUUGGUUUUAUAUUCGCGGUAUCCUCAAAUCAGUGUUAAAAAAAGUGUCUCCCCAUGACUUUAAGUAGAAAAUGCAAGUAUAUCAUUGGCAAGACUUCCAGAUUCGAUGAAUCGGUACCACCAUGAUGUAUGGGCAAGUUCUCCACCAUCAAUGCAGGGAGGAAGAUCUUGUUAAUCUCAACGUUGGAGGCACCCAGCACAAGGUGGAGCGCUGUGUUCUGCUCCGGUUCCCCAACACGCGUGUGGGUCAGUUAAUCCAGUGUUGCAGCGAUGCCGCAAUCCUGGAACUCUGUGAUGACUACAGCCCCGCUGAGCAGGAAUACUACUUCGACAGGAGCCCGCAAGUCUUCCACUGCGUUCUGAACUUCUACCGUACAGGACACUUUCAUGCUGUGGAGGAGCUCUGUGUGUUUUGCUUCAGUCAGGAGAUCGAAUACUGGGGCAUCAGUGAGCUGGAUAUGGAAGCCUGCUGUCUCGAAUGGUUCCUUGAGCGCAAAGAUGAGCGGGAGCAGAAUGUGUCUGGCCGGUCUAGUAAUGCAGCGUCGUCUGGAGAGAUCUCGGUUGUGGGCAGUGACCUGUGGAGGUUUGAGGGCACGUGGUGUUCAGAUGUGCGCAAGUUCAUGUGGCAAACUCUUGAAGAUCCCAAUCACUCCAAGUGUUCCAAAGGUGUAGCUGCGGUUUCCGUCCUGGUCAUUUUGACCUCCAUUGUGGCCAUGUGUAUCCACAGUAUGCCCGAAUUCAGGUAUGCAACCGACAGUGAACAUUCUGUCCUGGACUCUCUGGAGCUCAUUUGUAUUAUUUUCUUCUCAGUGGAGUUUGUCCUGCGAGUCAUAGCAGCUCCUCAGCCAUUGAGUUUUUUGGGAAACCCUCUGAACAUGAUUGACAUGGCUUCUAUCUUGCCUUUCUAUGUGACACUGGCCUUUGAAAGUUUGGAUGAAGAGGAUGGGGAGGAAAACCAACAUCUGGUCAACAUGGGGAAGGUGGUUCAGGUUCUCCGAUUAAUGAGGGCCUUCAGGGUGCUAAAGCUUGCUCGACAUUCAGAAGGUGUGAGAGCUUUUGGAGAAACUCUAAAGAGCUGCCAAUGUGAGGUGGGUCUGCUCGUUCUUUUCAUUACUGUUGGAAUAUCGUUCUUCUCGACGUUUAUCUACUACACUGAAAAGGAAGACGCUUCGUCCAAACUCUCUUCUAUUCCUGUUUGUUGGUGGUGGGCCAUUAUUUCAAUGACUACGGUGGGCUAUGGGGAUGUAUAUCCACAGACAGCAGCUGGGAGAAUUGUAGCUACACUUUGCAUUCUCUGUGGGUUGCUUGUGGUUUCUUUACCCAUCACCAUCAUCAUGAAUAACUUUUCGAAGUACUUUGAUAAAAAUACACCUAAGAGGCGCCUUUCAGAAGCUAAAACAUAGGAAAAUGUCAACGGUUUCCCUGUGGUUUGAAAUGUUGGUUUGCUUUUGCAAUCUAAACUUCAGGAACAUUUUUGUGCUUGUUUCAAAAAAAGACAAUCUUGACAUUAAUCAAAAAUAAAGCCAU
This is a messenger RNA of Sinocyclocheilus rhinocerous, 1670 nucleotides long. Its product is annotated as potassium voltage-gated channel subfamily S member 3-like. Gene Ontology annotation, biological process: potassium ion transmembrane transport; action potential; protein homooligomerization. The record is from RefSeq and is a predicted model, not a curated record. Gene Ontology annotation, molecular function: protein binding; voltage-gated potassium channel activity. Gene Ontology annotation, cellular component: membrane; voltage-gated potassium channel complex. The transcript has 3 exons. The coding region runs from base 266 to 1546 and encodes 426 amino acids. NCBI's taxonomy places the organism in Eukaryota, Metazoa, Chordata, Actinopteri, Cypriniformes, Cyprinidae.